Rhincodon typus (whale shark) is the source of this 2838-nucleotide messenger RNA. RefSeq names its product induced myeloid leukemia cell differentiation protein Mcl-1-like. The transcript is spliced from 3 exons. Gene Ontology annotation, cellular component: mitochondrial outer membrane. The record is from RefSeq and is a predicted model, not a curated record. NCBI's taxonomy places the organism in Eukaryota, Metazoa, Chordata, Chondrichthyes, Orectolobiformes, Rhincodontidae. Gene Ontology annotation, molecular function: protein heterodimerization activity; protein homodimerization activity; channel activity. The coding region runs from base 103 to 903 and encodes 266 amino acids. Gene Ontology annotation, biological process: mitochondrial fusion; release of cytochrome c from mitochondria; extrinsic apoptotic signaling pathway in absence of ligand.
CAGCGGCGGGGCUGCGCCUCAAGUGAGAUCGAGCUGACGGUUUUCUUUUAAUUUUGUUUCGUUCUUCUUUCUGCCGACGCCAUUUUGGGGCAGACGACGACGAUGGAACAGACGAUGCUGGCCUUGAACCGAAGCUCCAACAGCGCCUUGCUGCAGCUCCACGCCAAUCUUUAUUGCACGCCGGCGUCCCGGGCCGCCUGCAACCCACCCCGCCUCUUGCCGGGAGCCGCCGACGGCUCCUUACCCCAGACCCCCGACGGCGGGGCCAGCCCGGUCGAAGACGAGCUGGACAGUCGCCACCUUUUCCCCGAGGACCCUUUCUAUGGUAGGACUUACGCGCUGGUGCGGGGCUUCAUCCGAUCGCACGUCAAGCCGCAGCAGACGACGACGACGACGACUCCGCCGCUUUCGGCGGGCGGCGGCCCCAGCUGGCUCGGUUGCCUCCGAGACGGCGGAGGAGACGACGACCGCCAGGCGGCCGAGACGUUGCAAAGGAUCGGGGACCGACUGAUUGAGAAACACGGCACCGCCUUUAGGGGAAUGAUAAAUCGUUUGAAUAUCUCUGAAAAGAGGGACCUGGACACUAUCUCGAGGGUUGCCACUGAAAUGUUCAGUGAUGGUGAGGUGAACUGGGGCCGGGUGGUGAGUUUCAUUGCCUUUGGGGCCGUGAUGGGCGAUCACCUAAAGAAGAUCCAACGUGAGGACUGCAUUGAUGAAGUGGCUGUGCAAAUCUCUCAAUACCUGACGCAACACAAGAGGGGGUGGCUAGAGACUCAUAAUGGCUGGGAUGGCUUCACUAAAUUUUUCCACGAGAACAAUGCAGAAGAGUCAGCAAAGAAAGCAUUAAUGUGGAUUGCUGGUUUUGGUAUUGCUGGGGCAAGCAUCAUGCAUCUCUUGAGGUGAAUCCUGACCUUCAUCUCCUGCAACAGGACACUGCUCUGGGCCCAGUUAUGCUUUGUUCCCCCUGCUCCCCCCUUACUCACUCUCUCCCAUCCUGGUCAAGGACACUGCUGGGCCCAAGUCCCACUGACCAGUUUCCAUUUGGGAGCAGCCUUUGAGAUGACUGGGGGGGGUGGUAAACUGAGGGGGGAGCAGGACUGAAGGAGCAGGCCCUUCACAAUGUUGGAAUAGGAGGGCCAUCAAGUCACAGUGUACUGGCCUCUGAAUUGGGAAGUGAUGGAAUCCUGUGUUGUACACUUUGGCACAUGUGUGGAGCCCUGAGACUACAGUUUGCAUUUUCAUGCUGUUUUAAGGACUCCGGGAACUUUUAAAAUCAACGAACAGUGUUGGGGACUCUGAAAUCCCUGAUCUUGUGCUGCAUUGACUCUCUCAUCGCUUCGCACUCAAACCUGAGUUGGACAUGGAAAAGACCUCCACUUCAGCAUUGUCUCUCCAGACCCUCAUUCUCCCCUCACUCUGCUUUCCCAAGUUUUGAAAGGGCUGCUGAUAGGAAUUUGGGGUGGAAGGGAGGGCUGUGGUGAGACCUGGUAUAAGUGCACCUAGAGUGGUGAUAGUCAGGGGGGUGUGUGGGAGCAGGAGAAUGUAAAGUCAGCUCUAAUAUAUAAUAUAGCUCCUCAAGUCAGACUGUUUAAUCCUGAUACUGAAUAAAUACUUUGAUUUUGUGUAAUAGAUAUAUAAUUCCUCCAGGAUAGACCAAUGUAUGCUGAUUCACUUCAGACCCUGUGUAAAAUAAUCCUGCAGAAAGCAGAGUUGCUCCUGGCACCUAGCUCUCUCUCCAUUGGGGGCUCCCUUGCCAGUAAUUAUGGAGUUCACUUGGGACAGUGUAGAGGAUGGAUGGAUUCUUACCCUCAGUUGAGGGUGCACUGUUGGAUCUGGUCUGUUCUGAUGCAGCCAAUAGUGACCUCUGGCAGCUCUCAAUCCCUGACCCUUUGUGCAGCCAGAGAGAGAAGUUGGUGCAUUUGAUUAGCAACUGACAUCCAUUUACUUGAGUGGAUAUUGAUCCUGCAGUUGUGCUGCUUUUGUCUCAAUGUUUAAAUAUUGAGAAAGGCUGUAAAUCUGCUUUGACUGGUGAUCUUUCUCAUGCCCCCAUUUUCUUAGCUUGGUUUAUUUUAAGAUUAACAUUCCUUUUUAAAUCUUUCCAAAGCCACUUUGUUUGUGCCCUGUAAGUAUUUUCACAAAUAAUCUGGACUUGGUUUCACUUGUGUUGAGUCCCUUGGCCCUACUUGAGAUUGAGGCCUGUUCCAGACACAGGUGUUGGCCAUUCAAACUUUCUCCUGUGGCUGGCUGUGGUGUUACUGAAGGGUUAAAGGGGGUGGGGGAGGGGAAGUUUAUGGAAGAGACAGAAGGAGUCAUAGUCCCUUACAGAAGGUGCUGGCCAGCAUGUCCACUGGAUUCAGUUGUGCACUGUGCAAUUGUAUUUAUCCUGUAUAUAUUAACUUGGCUGUCAAAUCUCAUGUUUACUGGCAAGGCAGUCCCUUCUCAGCUCCGGAAGAUUUUAUUUAAAUGAGGAACUAUCAGCAACUUUGUUUUAAACUCAACUCUGUUCCUGCUGAUUGAUAAUGUGCAGGUCAGGGGGUGGUGGGGAGGGAGAGAAUUCAGUGGUGAAAUGUUUAGUCUAGUGCACAGGAAGUUUUGUGAAUGUUUUUGAUUAUUUUAAAGCACAGAUUCCACAGCAGUGGCCCUGAUUUGGUUUUUAUUUACCCUGCUUCCCAUUGCUUUCCCCGAAGUUUACAUGUCUUAAGUGAAGGUUGCAUUAAUACCAUACCGGGUGCUCAGCACUGUGGAGCCACUUAGUCAGUAGCCACUGCCAGUUAAUGGAAUUCACUCAAGUUGGAAAAUGGCAGCUUUAUAAUAAAUUAAAGUAUUUUUGAAAGAAAA